AUGAGCACUGAGCCCAAUGCCGUCACGCUGAAGACGGCGGUGAACACCAGGGCGCCGCUGAGCGAGCGGGUCGCGCGGAAGCAGCAGCAGCGGCGCUCGGAGGAGUCCGUCUCCGCCGGCUCCGCCCUGCACCGCGGCAUUCACACAACAUACGACGCCGCCUACAGCUCCGUCCGCGCCCGCACCGACCCCUCCGAAGGCAACUACUACCUCACCCUCCUCCGCUCCCAGGGGGCGGCGUCCGCCGCCGCCGCUGCAGCAGCAGCAAAAGGCACCUCACCCACGCCGAAGAAGUCGCCGCCGCCGCCUUCGGCGCCAACGGAGGAGGUGCGGGGCGGGGGUAACUCGCGGUUUGUCGCGCCCGUCACCACCAUACACCCGCCCAGCGCGUGGGAGACGGAGCAGCAGGCGAGCUCCCGCGAGGUACGACCUGUCGCGCCGCGUGACUUUUACAGCACCGCGCGCAAGCUUGAGCGCGCGGACGACGACCAACGCAGCGGCCUCGUGGGAAACACGCAGCGGACCGUGGACAUUAUGCGCAAGCGGGCAAACAACCCCGUUCUCUGCCCCGCCGCCGCCACGUACCGCACCUUUCGCCCAGUUCGUCCGAGGUGCGACACCGACGAGAGCGGCCGCCCCGCGCGGUACUGCCUCGACAUCGUGGACUGCACACAACUUGCCCCGCCGACGGAGGAGCAGUUGGGCUUCGACGCCGGCCCCCUCGCCCGCCUGCCGGAUGCGGCCACACUGUCGCAGGCGCUCCCCGUGCAGCAGCGCGUUAUCACGCGCAUGGGAACCUCGAACCCGCUCUUUGUCGGCACCGCGAAGGCGAUGGAGACGGCGAUACCCAACUACACAGGCUACGCCCCCACCCACCCAAGAAACAUUGCGGCACUGCGCGGCAACGACACCGACCCGCUGCGGGUUUGGAGCAAGUCCUUCAUGACGCUCGCGGAGCACGGCGGCGGCGUAGACUCACGCACCAACUGCACGAACCCGCUGGUGCGGCGGCGUGGCGGGGCGCGUGCACGGCCGACCAAGGAGCUGCCCCCCAAGAGUGACAAGUCCAUCUCCAGCACGGUCGAGGGCUCCAUGUUGCGCGCGACGCUACAUGACACCUUGCCCGAGGAACGCGCCAUAAAUCGGCGUGAAGACAAGGCCCUCAACUGGUUUGCGUAG
Molecule: messenger RNA, 1179 nt
Organism: Trypanosoma conorhini
Lineage: Eukaryota; Euglenozoa; Kinetoplastea; Trypanosomatida; Trypanosomatidae
Exons: 1
Coding region: 1-1179 (392 amino acids)
Source: RefSeq, a predicted model, not a curated record